UAACUAUGAGCGUAUCCCUUGUUAGAUCUAUUAGCACUUAACAAACUCUUAAGGAUAACUCCUUCUUUUCCAUGACAUCGUCGUUUCAUUCUCACUAAGAAAACGCCGAGCAUGGUCGUCACUUUCGAUGUUUCCCCGGAGAAGGAGGGGAGCGUAUUGAACUACUUCUAUCGCCAACUUACGCAAACGCCGGCCGAGGUUCGUGGGAUCGACCUUGGUGGGAAAACAGCAAUCGUAACGGGAUCUAACGUCGGAAUUGGCCUCGAAUGUAGUCGUCAACUUCUGGACCUAGGGCUGAGCAAACUUGUUCUUGCCGUCCGAAAUGUCUCCAAAGGCCAAGCUGCGGCUACCGAGUUGUCUAAGGAUAUAAACCUCAAUCCAGGUACUAUUGAGGUAUGGGAGCUAGACUAUGCAUCGUAUGACUCGAUUUGCUCCUUCGUAGAGCGAACCAAGGGCCUCGAGCGUCUGGACAUUGUGAUUCUUAACGCCGGUAUUAUGGCGACGGAGGCGAGGAUCAAUCCGAGCACCGGCCAUGAGGAGACUAUACAGAUAAAUUAUCUUUCAACAGCUCUCUUAGCCAUUCUACUUCUUCCCGUGGUCAAAUCAAAGAGGCCAUUAGCAGAACAGCCAGGCCGUAUUACCAUCACGUCGUCCGAUACAGCCGCUUGGGCAAAAUUAGACGAGAGAAACGAAGAACCCCUAUUAUCCUCUUUUGAUAAACCUGGUAAAGUGGACAUGUUGAACCGCACUUUUGUAUCGAAGCUAUUGGGACAAUUAUUCUUGGUCGAGCUAGCCAAACGCGUACCUUCAUCCGUCGCUGUGAUCAACAUGGCGACGCCGAUGAUGGUUUAUGACUCGGAAAUCAAUCGUGAGACUGCUCGCUCGCUCAUGGGAAAGAUUGUAGAGGUAUUUAGGAGAAGAAUUGGUUAUACGGCGGCAGUUGGCGCUCGUAUGGUAGUUGAUGCGGCUGUGAAGCAUGGCGAAGAAACACACGGACAAUAUUUAGGACUUCAGAAGCUAAAGCCGAUGGCACCAAUUGUUUAUUCAUCCGAAGGCGAUCAUUUACGGAGUGUCUUAUGGAGGGAAACACUUGAAGAAUUCUCGUUUGCGGGAGUUGAAGAUAUUCUCAAUGAGGUCAAUAGUGACCGGAAAGAAAUACUCUAAUAGAGAUUCGUAAGUUGAGCCUCAAUCUUUGAGGGGCGAAUGGGGACAAGUCAUUACAAGUUACUUUAUGAAGGAGUACCGAAACAGUCGGCGCAUACCAAUGUAUUAAAAAGUGAUUUGUAUUUUAUGUACUCAUAUGAGUUAGGUACCUACCUAACUCGUGUAGGAACUAUGGUACGAGGCUGCACUGGUAUCUCAUUGUUGUAUGCCUAGGUUGAUAACGAUGGCUCGGUCCCCAAUCGGCCUGACAGAGACGGUCAGAUGCAGCAUUGCGGCUGUUAAUGAGCCUAUCGGUAUUCCUAACAAGGUAAUUUAUGAGGGGGUAGAAGAUGACUUAUCAUAGGAGAUAUUGACCUGUAGAAUAUAAUAAUCAGAGUACGACAACUUACAGCCAAUACUUCCCGUUCUCAACGGGAGAGGAGAGAAGUAUGCAUAUCGACGAGUUUUUAUACGACUCCCAUUGGUAGUAUUGAUAUAUUAAUUGGA
Molecule: messenger RNA, 1650 nt
Organism: Daldinia loculata
Lineage: Eukaryota; Fungi; Ascomycota; Sordariomycetes; Xylariales; Hypoxylaceae
Product: NAD(P)-binding protein
Exons: 3
Coding region: 112-1164 (350 amino acids)
Source: RefSeq, a predicted model, not a curated record